UAUGCGUCCAGAAGAUCCACUUAUAUUUUUAGAAGAAAAAAUCAAAGAAAUUAUGGAAAAGGGACUUAAUUCUGGUUUAUGGUACAUGUGUAUUGAUCCUUCUUUACGGACAAAUUUGAAGAGGAUUGCAGAAACCUACCUUAGUGCCAUUUUUGGACUAGAUGUUGAACAGCUGAUGACUACCGAAUUAUGUACCAAGGCAUUUGACUUCUACAGCAGAAACUUAAAGAAGUUUUAUUUUCGAGGAUGGAUAAAAUAUCAUCUACAGAGAAAAAACAAUAGAAAAAAGACAGAUCAAAAGAUGGCUCUAGCAGCAGUCCAUUAUAAAUUCCGAAAAAUAAGAAUUAUUAUUGAGAAGUGGAACAGCUGGGCACAGAUUCACAAAGAGAAAAACAUAUUGGCAACAAGGAUACUACAACAGAUCUUUAACAAAAUAACUCUAAAAGCUGUCUUAAAAGCUUGGCAUGCAGAGGCCUGCAGUUCAUUGAAAACAAAAGCCUAUUUUGAGAGUUUGAUAAAGAAAAGUCCAGAAGGUAGUUUUGUUUCAAGUGAAAAUCUUUCUUACCAAUCUGUGAAAUGUAAAGCUUCCCAUCUACCAGAAGAAGCCUUAUUGCAGAUUUUUCGUUAUGUAAACCUAGUUGAUCUGGCAAGAUGUGCUCAAGUUAGUCAAACCUGGAUGCUGCUGACUCAGAACAGUUCAAUAUGGAGUGAUAUCAAUUUUUCAUCAAUAAAGCAUAAAGUUCAGGACAAAAUAGUAGUAAAUAUUUUGCAGAAGUGGCGUCCUUAUGUACUACGAUUGAAUCUUCGAGGUUGCCGUUCUCUCCAUUGGCCUAGCUUUAAAAGUAUCAGUGAAUGUAAAAAUUUGCAAGAUUUAAAUCUCUCUGAAUGCCAGGGAUUAAAUGAUGACUCAAUGAGACUCAUAUCAGAAGGCUGUCCAUCCCUGCUCUAUUUAAAUCUCUCAUACACAGAUAUUACUAAUGGAACACUGCGGCUGCUGUCAAGGAGCUUCCCCAAUUUACAGUAUCUGAGUUUAGCUCACUGCAGAAAAUUCACAGACAAAGGUUUACAGUACCUGGGCUGUGGAAGAGGAUGUCACAAGCUCAUCUAUUUGGACCUUUCAGGUUGCAUUCAGGUUUCAGUUGAUGGCUUCAGAAAUAUUGCCAAUGGCUGCAGUAGGAUUCAGAACUUGCUAAUCAAUGAUAUGCCAACUCUCACAGACAGAUGUAUUCAGGCUUUGGCUGAAAAAUGCGAGCAGAUUAUGUCUGUUGUCUUUCUUGACUCCCCACAUCUAUCUGAUAUAACUUUCAGAGCUCUUGCUGAAUGUAAACUGGUCAAGGUCAGCAUUGAAGGAAAUAAUCGAAUUACUGAUUUAAGUUUCAAGUGGAUGAGUAAGUGCUGCCCGUACAUCAGGCAUAUUCAUAUGGUUGAUUGCCAGAAGAUCACAGAUGCUGGGCUGAAGAUGAUUGCACCGUUGAAGUAUAUUCUUAUACUGAAUUUAGCAGACUGCAUAAGAAUUGGUGAUGGAGGUAUAAAGCCAUUUGUAGAAGGUUCUUCAGGUGCUACCCUAAGAGAACUGAAUUUGAAUAAUUGUGUUCGUGUCACUGAUGCUUCUGUCAUAGAAAUAGCACAAAGAUGUCACAAUUUGACCUACCUAAACCUACGUUACUGUGAAAACGUGACUGAUACCGGACUUGAAGCUUUAGGAAAUAUGUCCUCCUUGAUAUCCAUUGACAUCUCUGGAACCAGCAUCUCAGAUAUGGGCUUGGGAGCCCUUGGCUGCAGUGGAAAAAUAAAGGAAAUUUCUAUAUCAGAAUGCCAGAACGUCAGCGAUACUGGGAUUCAGAAGUUCUGCCAAGACUCAAAGCACCUCGAGUCCUGUCACGUCUCCUACUGCCCUCAGCUGACGGACGAGACUGUGAAAGCUUUGGCAUUUCACUGCCACAGACUGACAUCCAUCAGCAUAGCUGGCUGUCCAAAGAUGACAGAUCUGUGUAUGGGCUAUUUGGCUGCAGCCUGCCGUUACCUCCACUUCUUGGAUAUCUCCGGGUGCAUUCGUCUUACUGACAAAGCCCUGAAGUAUCUCUGGAAAGGCUGCAAGCAGCUCCAUGUUCUCAAGAUGCUCUACUGCAGAAAUAUUACCAAACAAGCUGUCCUGAAAUACACAGCCAGGCUGGAGAAAAGAGAACACAACGACGGGGACCCUCCUCCCUGGCUUGGCUACGACAGGAAUGGCAACACGCUCACCUUCCCCAAAGGCAGGAGUUACAAGCUUGAAUAAACAAAGCCUUCAGAAAGACAAAGCUACAAAUCRUACAUCAUCACCUACAGUUGUGCUUAUUUUUCAACAGCGCAUGAGAAGAAC
This is a messenger RNA of Nothoprocta perdicaria, 2362 nucleotides long. RefSeq names its product F-box and leucine rich repeat protein 13 (gene FBXL13). Gene Ontology annotation, cellular component: SCF ubiquitin ligase complex. The transcript has 20 exons. The record is from RefSeq and is a predicted model, not a curated record. Gene Ontology annotation, biological process: SCF-dependent proteasomal ubiquitin-dependent protein catabolic process. Lineage: Eukaryota; Metazoa; Chordata; Aves; Tinamiformes; Tinamidae. Gene Ontology annotation, molecular function: protein binding. Bases 2 to 2278 code for a protein of 758 amino acids.